CAGUUCUCUGAGGAUCAGAGUGGACCUGAAACGUUCUGCUGGAGAACGUGACGAAGGAAGGUUCUGCUGUGGUUCCAUUGAACACAGGAACCCAUAAAAGAGAGAGAAAAGCCCGGCAGAACCUGCAGCUGCCGCUCAUCUUCAUCAGGGUUUGAGAUGAAGCUGCAGGUGAAGAUUGAGCUGCUGAAGUUCAGCUUCGCGGUGCUGAACUCCAUCUUCCUGGCUCUGGGCCUGAGUGUCGGCGGCUGCUCCAUCUGGAUCCUCUUCGACUCAGGAAACCUCCUGAACGUCCUCUCCUCCGACAAGCUGAAGGUGGUGGCUGCGGGCCUCUUCCUGAUCGGAGCAGUCGUGGUUCUGGUCGCUAUCAUCGGAUGUGUCGCAGCCGGCAGAGAGAACCGGUACCUCCUGCUGCUGUUUGUGGGCUUCAUCAUCGUCCUCAUCCUCGGUCAGCUGUUCAUCUCUCUGGUUCUGCUGAUCAACAGAAACCGGACUGAGCAGAACCUGAGCUGGACCGUGGACGGGAUCAUCUCUCAGUACGGACCCAGCAGCAGCAGGCUCAGCAGGCUGCUGGACGACGUGCAGACACACGCCCAGUGCUGCGGCAGAACCGGGCCGGCCGACUGGCUGACGAACUCCUUCAUCCAGAGCCUGAACCUGACGAGUCCACAGGUGCUCCCGUGCUCCUGCUUCAGGUCCCGGCUCAGCUUCAACUCUCCGUGGUGCUCGGAGAACGCCAGCUUCACGGAGCCGCACUUCGGACGAGGCAACGGAACUUUUCAGCAGAGCUGCAGUGAGCAGCUCUCUGAUUGGCUGCAGCAGAACAUCCUGACCAUCGUGGCGAUGGACGUGAGCCUCAUUUUACUCCAGAUAGCGCUGCUCGCCAUCGCAGUCAGCCUCUUCCAAAAUUUCGGGGUCAAAGCUGCGUUUAAACGAACCGACCUGCUGGUAGCUGAAGCUGGUAGCUCCGGCCCUGAUGACGACUACGGAGAGCAGAACCUGGACUACACGGACCCCUGA
Messenger RNA from Nematolebias whitei (Rio pearlfish), 1017 nucleotides. RefSeq names its product tetraspanin-19. Gene Ontology annotation, cellular component: membrane. The transcript has 8 exons. NCBI's taxonomy places the organism in Eukaryota, Metazoa, Chordata, Actinopteri, Cyprinodontiformes, Rivulidae. The record is from RefSeq and is a predicted model, not a curated record. The coding region runs from base 157 to 1017 and encodes 286 amino acids.